Molecule: messenger RNA, 4368 nt
Organism: Cladocopium goreaui
Lineage: Eukaryota; Dinophyceae; Suessiales; Symbiodiniaceae
Source: the annotation of a GenBank genome assembly
AUGGCGCACCGUUUGUUUGUUCAAACCUUUGGGACCUUCGACCUGCCAGCCACUCUGACGACAGCAACAGCUGCUCGUGCCAAAAUUUUCAGUCGCUUGGACCGAGCUCGGCCAAACGCUGGGUGCCCUGAGCACUUCAGAGAGACUUUUUCUUGGGCAGCAGGCCAUGGUUACUGCACCUUUCUCCAAGCAGCAGCUGCGCAAAGUUGGGAUGCAGAUCAGUUGGUACACCUGCUGAAUGGAAGGAAGGGUUCUAUGGAAGGUAUUCCUCCACCUCUUUGGAGAGCAGCGAAGCGUCAUCAAGCUACAGCUGUCACACUGUUGUUGGAGCUACGAGCUGUUCCAGAGUGCAGCGGCAAGGGUGGCACCACUGCACUUUUUUGGGCUGCACGGCAUGGCGAUGUUCCCUCGGUUCGUGAGCUUCUGAAUGCUGGGGCUUCGCCUUUGCAUGGAAGUGUCUUCAAUGUGGAACCGUCAAGGAGUUUUCCGCGAUACCCUGGAGGUGAAUGUGCACUAUCUGCUGCGUUGCAGGCACCGGCAGAAAAAGCUUCUGGAGGACGUCUUGAGGCUAUGCAAGUCAUGGCAGAAUCUUUGACCCCAGAGCAGCGUGGGCAGUCUUUAGCACGGCGCGCAUUGCUGUCAGCUUGCGAGGCAGGGCUUGUGCCAUAUGUCUCUGUCCUACUGGGACCGUUGGGAGCUUUCUUCCCCCGUCGUGAUACCGACGACAAUGAAGAGACGCCAUUGUUGGUUGCAUUGAAUCGUGGUUUUUCAGAAGUGGCUGAGUUGUUGCUGCAAGACAAGUCUGCAGCAGGGAUUCAUACAUCCCUUCCUUCGGGGAAGUCUGCUCUGCACCUGGCAGCAGAAAAGGGUGAUGCUCGACUGCUGUCCUUGUUGCUUCAAGCACGGGCCCAACUGGAUGCUGUGACGUCCACGGGUCGCACUGCUUUGCAUUUAGCAGUUGAGCAUGACUACGAGCAGGCAGUGCAAGCCAUUUGCAAACAUGAUGGCACGAAGGUGAGACACUUGCUGCAGGAGACCCUAAACGGGGCCUCAGCUGUAUGCUUGGCUGAACGCCGCGGAAAGCCUGCCAUGAUCCUUCCAAUGCUCCGUUGCUACCAUAAACAUUUGCGAGAGAGAUACCUUGCUGGCAAGCUUCAAGAUGCGGGCGAUAGAAUCAGCAACACUGGGUUGACAGCUCUUUGCCUCAAGUAUCGGGACACCUUGUUCGUGAAUGAAGACACAUCCAAUGCCAAGCUUGUGACACAGGCUGGCAAGGUGGCUGCAAUGACGCUGGUGCCAGACAACACAGCUCCAGAUGAUGGGGAAAAGCUCCGACGUUACCAGCGUGUCCUUGACAAGACACGUUGGAGCGGAGUAGACAACAGUUUGGUGGGCCGUGGGCGGCUUCGUUCGCAGAUGGAUUUGAAUCAAGCUUCGCACAUUCCUCGUGUGCGUUCGGAUAGCGUCAAGACCGAAGCGAAGCAUCGAAAACCAUGGGGUUCUGCCAAGCCUCGUCAAAAGCCUCAGUCUGCUUCUAGAACUUCACAUGCACCCUCUUUUCACGGCACAAGCUGUCCUCCAUCAUCUCAGUUGGCCCUGUCAAAACCCAGGCUUCAAGGCAAGCAACGAGAGGCUGCAGCCAUAGCGGCUGAGGAUGAGAUGCAGGACUUGAUGUUGGACUUUUUUUCGGAUGCUGAAGUAGCACCAGAGCCACAAGCAUGCUCUGGGCCCGAAGAUCCCGUGCCUUGCAACUUCCGUUUGCCGGAGCCAGCGCCAGAGCCAGCGCCUUGUUUUGGUCCUGGGCAGAGGCUGCAGGCCGACAGAAGUCUGAAUGACAUCAGCCUGGAAUAUACCUACGAGGAGCUCAAUCAGGCCACCAGCAACUUUGACAAUGCCGUGAAACUUGGUUCCGGAUCCUACGGUGGUGUGUUUAAAGGGGUGCUCAAGGAGGGAACCGAAGUUGCUAUCAAGGUGCUGGAAGUGCCAAACGAAGCUGGCUUUGAGGAGGAGGUGAAGGUCCUCAGCAAGUUUCGACAUCCCAAUCUCGUGAUUCUUAUGGGAUUUGCACGUAAUGGACCGCAGCGGCUCCUCGUGUACGAGAUGCUGGCAGGAGGUGAUGUGCACCGCAGGCUCCAGAGGAGCAGUCACGAAAAUGCCCCCUUUGCAUGGCAAGACCGGGUGGGUGUUGCUUUGGAUGCUGCUUGUGGCCUAUCUCACCUUCAUCAUUCUUCACCCAAAGUGUUUCACCGCGACAUUAAGAGUCCAAACAUUCUUCUAGACAAAAAUGGCACCGCAAAAAUGGCUGACUUUGGCCUAGCCUGUCUGUCUCAUGCUGCAGCACACCGCGUGGCCAGAGCAUCUGGCACCGUCGGCUAUGCAUGUCCUCUUUACGUGCGUCGUGGAGUGGUGACGGAAGGCUCUGAGGUGUAUUCAUUUGGAAUGGUGCUUUUGGAGCUACUGACGGCACAUCCGCCCGCCUACAUGAGCCGAAAGAGCCGUGAAGGUCAUGGGCAAAUCCAGUACCUCACCUCGCAAAUCAAUGGUGACAUCAGCUGCGUGCUGAAGCUUUUGGAUACUAAGGCUGUUUGGCCUCCGGCAGUUGCCCAAAGAGUUGCCGAACUGGCGCUCAGCUGUACCAUGAUGCAGGAGGAAGCUCGACCUAGCUUUGCCGACGUGGUGCGCGCUUUGCGAGCGCUUGAGUCAGCUCCAAGAGAUCCGCCACAGCCGCUGGCCGCAGUGCGUGGGGUCAGCCAGGAGAGGCGCGUCAGCUUAAGUCACGGGGUGGUGACGGAGCAGCCGCUCAGCCCGCGAGAGGUAAUUCAGCAUCCGGAACCCUUUGCCAUGGAGCUCUUUGCCCUGGAAUGUGUUCGCGCGCAAGGCGCCGACCUUCAAAGCAUUUCUCUGGAGAAGCGUCGAAUUGUGCAUGGCCUCACUGCGCAGGAGUGUCUUGGGGACACUUUAGCUGCAGCAAAUCGCAAGGGGCCACUUUGCGUCGGACGUGCCUUUCAGACACCUUUAUUCGAGGAGCUAGUGGCCAAGAGUGCCUCUGGGCGGUCGACCAUCUCCCGAGAACAUUUUCAGAUUUGGAUUGAUUGCAGCCCGGCAGCGAAAGGACUACGGCGCUUUGUUCUGAAGAAUUGCAGUGGCAAUGGGACCAGAUUGAACGAUCAGCUGUUACAGGGCCGUGGUGAUCAAGCUCCUUUGCAGCAUGGCGACCUGGUUACAUUGACGCGCUUUGGGCCAACUGCUGGAAAAUCGGAGGUAGAGUUUAUCCAAUUCCGUUUCGAUCUCUCCCGCUCCUGCCUGGAGGGUGUUGACCUGCCCGCGCCUGAUAGAUGUCCACCAGGCGUAGGAGAUGGCAUGCAACGUGGCGUGGCACGGGCAUCCACCCUGGCUGCGCAGCUGAGUCGAGAUGGGCAGAGAGACCGUCUCAGUGCACCCCAAGGUCCAUUGACAUCAGGCACAACUUUGCGACAAAAUACGCCGGCUGUGCCUGCAGCGCCGCCAAAUUCAGAUGCAGUCGGUGACCUGGCACUCUUUUUGGAAGUGCUUGGGCCAGGUGUGAAGAUGCAGUUGCCCGACGAUGCGCGGCGGCUUGCCUUCGUGCCGAUGCAAAGUGCGGAGCCUUUCAGUUCCUUCCUGAUUGGCCGCGCUCAUCAGCUGGACUUCUGGCCAGAGGUGCUUCACCCAGAUGCCUUGAGCACGUUGUCACGGCAACACAUAGAGGUUCAAACGUGGCGCGCGGGAGAUGGAAGAUUCUCCUUUGUCGCACGAAAUUUGAGUGAAGUAAAUCCAGUCCACGUGGUGGCCAACAUGGAGGCUUGUGAGCCCUGUGCCCUGGCCAAGGGUGAGCAACGACACCUCUUCGACGGGGACCGGCUGGUCCUGAACCUUGGACAGGCGCAUGCCUUUUGGAUGACGUUCACCGAUCUCACUGGAGUGCGGGAGCGAACAAGGAGGGCGAGGAAUAUGCAGACGGCCGUUUGCAAGGAUGAUGACCUCAUCUCGACUGCCGCAACGCCUCAUGACCUCCAGGAUGUGGAUGAUGACAGGGGCGAAGGACGUUUCUUGCUCAAGGCGACCCCUACGCUGAACCUUGCCAACAUGCCAUCGUCAAAACCAGGUUCUGGCUUUGCGGGACGACCAGGCUCGAUAUCACCAUGGCGGAUGCGCAGUGACGAUGGGCCCUCUGUGCUGCGCAGCCUCAGGAGCUCGACUUCCUUCGCCAGCACCAUGCAAGCGAAGGAGCCAUGGUUCAACUGUGAUGAGCCCGAGUUGACCGUCUCGCCAAUGCUCGGCACCGCGACUCUAUUGAGCUUCGACCGCGCCAAUGGUUGUGUCAAACCUGCUUACAAGGAAAGGUUCUAA